Papaver somniferum (opium poppy) is the source of this 579-nucleotide messenger RNA. RefSeq lists its product as uncharacterized. The transcript has 5 exons. The record is from RefSeq and is a predicted model, not a curated record. Lineage: Eukaryota; Viridiplantae; Streptophyta; Magnoliopsida; Ranunculales; Papaveraceae. Bases 1 to 513 code for a protein of 170 amino acids.
AUGUGGAAGCAGAGAGAGAGAGAGAUUGAUCAGUCAAGUGAAGUAAAGCUGUGCAUGCAAGCCAGAUCUUAUGCAAUGGAACAAAAUCAGUCCAGCUCUAGCGGGCUACCCGUUUAUGAGACUAUUCACGAAGGGUUUAGAUGUACUGUCUAUUUGAACGGAGAAGCUUAUAGGUCAGUUAACACAUUUGGGAAUCCAGAAGCUGCAAAGAAGAUAAAAGAAGAAAAUAAAUAUCACCAUAAUCAACAAGGUACUUCUGAUCCAGGGUAUCUUUCAGAAAUUAUCAGAUCCAAAAGCUGGCUGUCUAACGCAUCCCAUGAGGUUGAGGUGCCUCCGACUGUCCAAGAUACUUACAUGACAAUGGUAGGAAGCCCAAGGAGUAAUGGUGGGGGAUCCACGAGGAAAAGGAAACAAAUUCUGAACCCUUCUCCACCGGCACUUUCGGACACAGUACGUUGCAAGUCCAUUCUCAAUGAGUACGAGGUCAAGAUGAAUCUUUCAAAACCUAUUUAGAGCAAGUCUUAUGGUGGAAUCCAUCCAUCUUCCAUCUUCCACGCCACCUCAGCACUUGAAAUUGUG